UCCCGGCUCAGCUCCGCGCCCGCGGGCAGCUGUUCCUGUGGCAACGCCGCCGCCGAUGGCGGACCCGUCCCGGCGCCUGGCGGAGGGUGCCCGCCGCCGUCGCCCGCCAGGGGAGGAGCGGCGGGAGCCUCCCGGCGCCGGGCGCUGCCGGACGCGCCACAGGCUGAAGGCGGCCGCGGCCCUGGCCCGCACGGAAAGCCAGGGCCCGGCGGUGAACAUGACAUCAGAUAAGGAGUUUGCUGAAAAUAGCAGUUUUUCUCCGAAAGCCAGCACCAGUAAGCUGCCGACAGAUGCGUCUCCCGACUCCAAGUGCCCCAUCUGCCUGGACAGAUUUGACAACGUGGCAUAUCUGGAUCGCUGCUUGCACAGGUUCUGCUUCCGCUGCGUGCAAGAGUGGUCCAAGAACAAAGCAGAAUGCCCGCUCUGCAAGCAACCCUUCUUCUCCAUUUUCCACACGAUUCGUGCUGAAGAUGACUUCAAGGAGUACAUCCUCAGCCCUUUAGAAACAAGCUCUUUUGCCAGCCCCGACGGCCGGAGGUUUCGUUACCGCACCACCUUGACGAGGGAACGCCGCGCGCGCGGUUCCCCUUCUCGAAGGAUGCCGUCUCCUCCGGAUAACGGGAUGUUGUUUGAAGGGCUGUCGAGCGAGCCGGCGCGACACAGGCACAGGGAGAUUCAGCAGAUGCUCAGGAGGCUGGCCUCAAGGAGGAAGGCCAGCGCGGAGGGCAGAUCUCUGAGGCAGAUCCAGGAGGAGGACAUGAUCACCUUCCGCAGGGCUCUGUACCGCACCGGCGUGCGCAUCCGCAGCAUCCAGGACGGCGGCCGAUACCGAGAGAUUUCGGCCGAGUUCUUCCGCCGCAACCCUGCUUGCCUUCACCGCCUGGUUCCUUGGCUGAAGCGAGAGCUUACGGUCCUGUUUGGUGCCCACGGGUCUCUGAUCAACAUUGUGCAGCACAUCAUCAUGAGCAACGUAACCAGGUAGGAGGAUGUAGGAAGUUGUAGAAGCUGUUUAUCUCCUGCAGUUGAAAAGAUGGAAUCAAAAGGGGAUGAGAAGAACAAAUACAAAAGAAAAGAUCUGCCUCCACAGGACUUGAGUUGGAGCCCCUCUCCAGGGAGUGAUACAGUAUGCUCCCCUUGGAAUCACAGAUUGUCUAAAAAGGGAAAGUCUAGAAGCCCACAGUCCUGUUCACGGGACAGUCGAAGCAGCCAUGGCCAUCGGUCUAAAAGGGAGCACCUUAGCAAAAGCCAACUUAAAAAGAGACGAUCGAGAAGCAGAGAUAGUAGCAAACAUAAGAGCAAAAGAAGCAGCAGAAAAUCAAGGGCUCAUGACAGCAGAGCCUCUCUGAAAAGCCAGAGGGGCUCUCUGAGUGGUGAGAGCACUCCAUCCAGAGAAGUGAGCCGAUCACGUUCACGCAGCAAAGGCCACAGUAAAAGGAGAUCAAGAAGUAGAGACAGUGAUCGCUACUAUGUAAGAGACAGUUACCAAAGUAGACACCAGUGGGGUUCUGCUUUCUGUAGUCGAAAGGUGUUUGGAGACAGCUAUGAAUCCUCCAGCAGAAGGAAGACCCGGUCUAACACUCUUUACUCGCGGCAAUCUGCUAGUCCAGAAUACAGGAUACGAUCAUUUAUUGAGAGGACAGAUCUGCAUAGCCAGAGGGGACUCCAUGAGAGACACUAUUACUGUUACGAAAGAUGCAGGUCAAGGAGUCGGUCAAGCAACAGAUCAAGGACUCCUUCUGGAGGAAAUGACAGAAUGAAAAGUGAAAAGCCUGGUGGAAAAAGGAAGUACAAAACUCGCCACCUGGAGAAUACAUUCAUGGAAAGCACAAGUCUAGAAAGAGAAAAUGAGUCCAAGAAAACUUCCUCAAAAUUUGGUGAUUACUGCAAAAAUGAAGAUAGCCUGUCAGACAAUCGUGCAAGCAGUGAGACAAAGCGUAAGAAAAGGAAGAAGAAAAUGAGGAGUCCAAGCGUGGAGAUAGUCUAUGAAGGAAAAGCAACAGACACGAUGAGGCAUCUUAAAAAGAAAAAGAAAAAGCAUAAGAAGAAACACCGGAAACAUCACACGAGUAGCUCAGUACAUUCUUCUCCGGUGGUGAUUACAAUUGAUAGUGAUAGUAGUAGCAAGGAACCAGAAAGUACCGAAUGGGACAGCAGUAUUACAUGGACAGGAACAACUCAAAUAAAUGAGAGGGAAAAUGAGUCUCCAUCUUCUUUUCUAAGGAGGACAGGAUGUGGGGAAACUGCAGAAGUAGACAAAAAGUAUGAUAUCCCUGACACAAGGGAAAACUUAGAUGGUGGUGUUAGAGAUGCUGAUGUCAAACUUCAGGAAACAGCAGCUGAUCAGAGUGUUACCACAGUGAGUACCAGCAGUAACACCUCUCACACAGAAACUGUAACCAGUUAUGUUCAGGAAGCACCAGCAGCACCUUCCAGUCAACUGCCUUCCCCCAGGACUUCCUUCCUAGAGUGUCCAGAGAGAGAGCCAUUGAUACUGAGACUUCCAAAGAGACUUGUCAACAGAUCCUCAUGGUUUGAUUUCCCAGAAGAAAAAAUGUAGUAGGCUUUCCUUGGAACACUUGUUAAAACUGUGAUUUUAACUACUUCAUAACUAUUUCAUAAAGCCAUCCACAGUGGAUUUCAAAGUUUUGUGUAAACCGAACAACAGAAAAGGAGUCCAAAACAAGAGCCUAGAAAGGCAUUUUAUGGGGAUUGUUCUUCUUAGACCAGAAAAAUGUUUAGUUCAUAAAAAGUAAUUCAGUCAGAAUUCCAGCAUCAUUUCAAUUUCUGGUUUAAGCAGAUCUCUGCUGAAAAGCAGUCAGUGAUUUAUUUCUACAGAAAUUCUCAAAUGUCUUUGUAUAAUUUUAAGGUAAGCUAUGUCAAAGUCUGAAUGAAGCAAUAAAGUUUUUUUUGUUGUUUGUUUAAAUAUAUUUACA
This is a messenger RNA of Zonotrichia albicollis (white-throated sparrow), 2933 nucleotides long. RefSeq names its product TOP1 binding arginine/serine rich protein, E3 ubiquitin ligase (gene TOPORS). Gene Ontology annotation, molecular function: metal ion binding; ubiquitin protein ligase activity. Gene Ontology annotation, biological process: protein monoubiquitination; protein polyubiquitination. Lineage: Eukaryota; Metazoa; Chordata; Aves; Passeriformes; Passerellidae. The record is from RefSeq and is a predicted model, not a curated record.